CAAUCCAGCCCCAUGCCCGCCACGUGGCAAAGACCCAGAACGGACCCGCCGAAAUUCACAUAUUCGCUCCUCCUCAAGAAUCUCUCUCGGGCACUCUCCUUCGGUUGCUUUGGCGUGUGCAGAUCGAACAACAGGCCUCCGCCACACAACCAACCGAAAUUCACACAAAAUCCGCCAUGAAACCCAAUCCCUUCAAGCUUCGUAUCCAUUAGGAAUCAGCUCCGCGGGAACCUCCGACGCACGCCAUGUCCGGCUCGCUCGAGCGUGGUUAUGAGGGGAUAUCCGAUGCCCUUGAGGAAAAGAGAGAACUAAAAUGGGAACUUGAAAGUUUUGAAGAGGACCGGCGAACAAGGAUGGGAAGUCUGAAAAAGAAAGCAAUCAAUGUGUCUCACAAGUUCAGACGGUCUCUCUCUGUCAAGAGAAAGGGCCAUAGGAAAAGCGACAGCCAAGUUAUAUACUCCUUAGUCGAGGAUGUCCGGGAUGUUGAGGAGCAAAAGAUUGUUGAUGAAUUUCGGCAGGCACUGAUUUCAGAUGGGUUUCUACCUCCAAGACACGACAAUUAUCAUAUGCUUUUGAGAUUUCUGAAAGCAAGGAAAUUUGACAUUCAGAAAGCAAGACAUAUGUGGGCUGAAAUGAUUCAAUGGAGGAAGGACUUUGGCACUGACACGAUUUUGGAGUCUUCUACGAUGCUGGACCCCCUUUUUUUUUCUUUUUUUCAGGAUUUUCAGUUCAGAGAGAGAAAUGAAGUUCUUCAGUACUACCCUCAGGCAUAUCAUGGGGUAGAUAAAGAUGGAAGACCUAUUUAUAUCGAGAGACUCGGGAAAGUCAAUCCUGACAAGCUUAUGCAAGUGACUACUAUUGAUCGCUAUGUUAGAUACCAUGUUCAAGAGUUUGAGAAAACUGUUGCCUUUAAGUUCCCAGCUUGCUCUGUUGCUGCAAAGAAGCACAUAGAUUCUAGUACAACCAUUUUGGAUGUUAAGGGUGUGGGUCUUAAGAACUUUACAAAACAAGCACGUGAACUCAUCAUGCAGCUACAGAAGAUUGACAGUGAUUACUACCCUGAAACGCUCUCCAGAAUGUUCAUCAUUAAUGCUGCUCCUGGUUUCAAGCUUCUCUGGAACACAGUGAAGUCUUUUCUUGAUCCCACAACGAUUUCAAAGAUUCAUGUUCUUGGUAACAAAUAUCGAAGUAAAUUACUUGAAGUAAUUGAUGCAAGUGAGUUGCCAGAAUUUCUUGGUGGUAGCUGCACUUGUGCUGACCAGGGUGGCUGCAUGAGAUCGGAGAAGGGUCCAUGGAAAGACCCCAACAUACUAAAGAUAGUGCUUGAUGGCCAAGCACUACCGGACAGACAUACAACGAUGGGCAGGAACAUCAAUGAGGAUGUUGCUUCUUGUGAUACCAUGGUCUGUCCCCUGAUCAAUGAUGGUACGGCAGCUGCAACAGCAUCAGGAGCUGAGGUGGAUGAUAUUGCUUCUCCGAGAGCAGAAAGGAGCUCUAUUGUCCCAGAUGUGACUGCUUUCUCUGAAGAAGCAAAGAUGACAAGCAACAGAACUUCUGUGGGUAACUUAUCUGGAUACGAUGAAAGUAGUCCUAUGAUUGAUGAGGCUGUAGACCAGGAUUCAGGGAAUACAGACAGCCUUUCUGGAGGGGCGUUUCCUGUGCCUGGCAUUGAUGAACGUGGAGGAGGAACCUAUACUUGUGUCCAUCCUGUGCUAGUGGCCUGCUUUAUGCUUGUCCUGGCUUUUGUCCGUUCAGUUGCAUACCAUUUGAUCGAGAAGGUCAGCGGCUCUAUGUUCAAUCCCACUCGUCAUAAUCCUCAAUCUGUCAUGGAUCCUGUUGAGGAGUCCCAUCUGCCUUCAACUGGUGCUAAGCAUAAAGAGGGGGAUCUUCCCUCAUCUAUUUGGAAAAGGCUGGAUGAACUUGAAAAGAAGGUAGAAAUGCAAAAUGAAAGGCCUGCUGCAAUUCCACGUGAGAAGGAAGAGUUGCUGAAUACUGCUAUUUGCCGCGUAGAUGCAUUAGAGGCAGAGCUAAUCGCCACUAAAAAGGCGCUAUUUGAAUCUUUGAUGAGGCAAGAAGAAAUUAUUGCAUACAUCGAUGCGGCCAAAUAUAAGCAGAAGAAGUGCUGGUAAAGAUAUGGAAUCUGCUGGUGGAAAGAAUGCUGAGUGGUUUUGUUGCGCUAUUUAACUGGCGUAUGUGGGAGCACGUUCGUGAGCUGCUUGAUUCCGUGGUAGUGAGACUCCUCGGUGAUAUCCAUUUACGGCCCCACCAGGAGGGAGAGUCCUUUCAUUAGUACUCAGUUCAAUCUGCAACCUCCUUUCUUGCAACAACCACUGAUGUUUGGAGAGCUACGGGCGGGUUAAUCGAGGGAAAAAGCAAAAGAAAUUGACCUGGAUGGAGUGAUCUACACAAGAUCGUCGCCAAUUUGGAAUUGUUUGUUUUCAUCCUAAUCGAAGACUUUUGUUAUUUCAAUUUCUUUUUAACUCAGCCUUGCCUGCUUCGCUACGAACGAGCUCGGCCUUGGGUCGCAGACGGAGUGUUCUUUUCUCAUGUUUGUUUUUUUUUUCUUUAAUUUGUAUAUAGUAUGAUAACCAAGUUACGUAGGUAUCUUAUGAUCAAAGGAUACAAAUUUAUAAUAUCUUUUGAGGAAAGUUUAAAGUA
Eucalyptus grandis is the source of this 2658-nucleotide messenger RNA. Its product is annotated as phosphatidylinositol/phosphatidylcholine transfer protein SFH6. The transcript is spliced from 14 exons. Lineage: Eukaryota; Viridiplantae; Streptophyta; Magnoliopsida; Myrtales; Myrtaceae. The coding region runs from base 246 to 2129 and encodes 627 amino acids. The record is from RefSeq and is a predicted model, not a curated record.